Sporisorium graminicola is the source of this 1515-nucleotide messenger RNA. RefSeq lists its product as uncharacterized. Gene Ontology annotation, cellular component: U4/U6 x U5 tri-snRNP complex. The transcript has a single exon. Bases 1 to 1515 code for a protein of 504 amino acids. Gene Ontology annotation, molecular function: protein binding; U4 snRNA binding; U6 snRNA binding. Gene Ontology annotation, biological process: mRNA splicing, via spliceosome. Lineage: Eukaryota; Fungi; Basidiomycota; Ustilaginomycetes; Ustilaginales; Ustilaginaceae. The record is from RefSeq and is a predicted model, not a curated record.
AUGGUGGCGUCGCGCGACAGUAUGGAUCUCGACGUUGCCUCGACGUCAGGCGUCACCAUCGAAGACUUGCUCUCGUCACGCUCCAACGCAUAUUCUGCCACUGAUGCCGCCUUGUCCGCUCAACUCGAUCAGCGCAAGCUGGCCAGGAGCCUUGCCAUCCCCACCUCGGACCCCAAAGUGAGGUUACGAUUGCGACAACUCGGCGAACCCAUCACUUGCUUUGGCGAACGCGAGAUGGAUCGUCGUGAACGUCUUCGUCAGCUGCUUGCCCGACAACUGCAGCAGCAGCCUUCAUCGACCUCAACUCCACACGACUCACAGCAAAACAGCGAUAGCGAUUCAGCAGAAGGCGGCGACGACGACCAGGAAGACGAAGAGUUCUACACCGAAGGCUCACCCGCUGUCGUUGAUGCACGCCGCAAGAUGGCUUGCUUUUCACUCCAGCGUGCCAAACGCAGACUUGCAGUACAACGCCGAGACGCCGCCGUCCCACUCGCCUCGAUCGUCAAAUUGCGCUCCAAAGUGUUUGAGCCCAUCAAGGCCUACACCAACCUCGGCUCUCAGAUUGGCGACGACCGUCCCGUAUCAAUGACGCGGUUCGCACCCAGCUCGCAACUGCUCGCAACAGGCAGUUGGUCCGGCAGCAUCAAGCUCUGGCAGGUGCCCAGUGCUAACCACAAGAGUACGCUGCGAGCGCAUACAGACAAAGUGGGGGGCUUAGCAUGGCAUCCGCAGGCGACCUUGACUCAAGAUGCUGCGGCUGUCAACCUUGUCUCUGGAGCUGGGGAUGCUUCUGUCUGCCUGUGGAGCCUCGACAGCGAUCGGCCCUUGGCUACGUUGCAAGGCCACGAGGCGCGUGUAGCACGAACGGCGUUCCAUCCAACGGGCGACUACGUGGCAAGUGCCUCGUUUGACGGCACGUGGCGGCUGUGGGAUGUCGCCAGCUCUCAAUGCCUCACUGUUCAAGAAGGGCACAGCAAGGAAGUUUACGCGGUCGAGUUUCAAGACGACGGUGCACUCGUAGCCAGUGGUGGGCUCGACGCUAUCGGUAGAGUGUGGGACACGCGCACGGGCAGAUCAGCCAUGGUGCUCGACGGUCACGCCAAGGAGAUUCUCUCGAUCGACUUUGCGCCCAACGGCUACCAGCUUGCCACUGCCAGCGGCGACGAUACCGUGAGGAUAUGGGACAUGCGCGCGCUCAAAUCCAUCUACACCAUCCCUGCGCACAAGUCGUCCGUUUCCGACGUUCGGUUCUUCCGCUCUCUCUCGCAUCGCACGUCGCCAUUUGCGCCGCAAGACGGAGAGGAACAACACGAGAUCAGUCGAAAUGGCCUCUACCUCGCCACCUCGGGCUACGAUGGCAUGGUGAGGAUCUGGUCCGCCGAUGACUGGCAGCUGUUGCGCACGCUCAGUGGAGACGGUGGAAGGGUCAUGAGCGUCGAUAUCAGCUCUGAUGGCGAGAUGCUCGUGAGUGGCGAAUGGGGGAGGACGUUCAAGCUCUGGGGUUCGUUGUGA